Messenger RNA from Staurois parvus, 1878 nucleotides. The record is from the annotation of a GenBank genome assembly. Lineage: Eukaryota; Metazoa; Chordata; Amphibia; Anura; Ranidae.
CCAGUCCCUCUGCAGGGGAUCGUGGCUGACGUCCAGGUGACAGGCUUUGUGGCCAAUAUAUCGGCGACUCUCAAGUAUAAGAACGAGGAGAAGAAGGCGGUGGAAGCGGUCUUUGUCUUCCCCAUGGAUGAAGACUCCGCCGUCUACAGCUUUGAGGCCACAAUAGAGGGGAAGAAGAUUGUAGCCGACCUUCAGGAGAAGAAGGAGGCUCACAAAACCUACGAUGAGGCCAUGAGCCGAGGCGAUCAAGCCUUCCUCUUGGAGGAAGAUGAGAGCUCUGCGGACGUCUUUAGCUGCAGUGUUGGGAAUCUCCCUCCUGGCCAGGAGGCCGAGGUCACCUUGAAAUAUGUGCGGGAGUUGCCGGUGGAGGCAGAUGGAGCUGUGCGUUUUGCUCUCCCAGCCAUCCUUAACCCGAGAUACACCCCAAAAGGUACAAAUCAGGAUGUGAGCAUAACGGCUACACGUCCUCAGGUGCCGAUUGGUGAGAUCCCGUACACGCUGAGUCUGAAGGCUCACUUCAAGUCCACCUAUGGCAUCGCCAAGAUCGAGUCCAACUGUACCAUCACCCCCAUGGAGUACACAGAUUGUGACAAGACUAGUGCCCAGGUGUCGCUGGAGGAGGGACACAAGUUCGAUCGAGAUGUAGAAAUACUGGCUUAUUAUACAGAUGUGAACAAACCCAGCGUCAUUGUGGAGGCGGGGCUUGGAGUUACAGCCGCUGGGUCCAUUAUGGCGGAGUCAGUGGCCAUGUUAAAUUUCUACCCCAGUUUCCCAGCUGGACAGGAGCAGUCCAAUUGUGGCGAGUUUAUUUUCCUUGUGGACCGGUCCGGCAGUAUGGAGUGUUCAAUGAAUAAUGAGCCAAAUGCCCCGCAGCGGAUUCAUAGUGCCAGGGAGACUCUGGUUCUUCUGUUGAAGAGUUUACCUCUCAGGUGUUAUUUUAAUAUCUAUGGCUUUGGCUCCCAUUUCGAGGCUUUCUUCCCAGAGAGUGUGGAGUACACACAGAAAUCCAUGGAGAAGGCGGUGAAGAAGGUCAAUGAAAUGGACGCGAGCUUUGGGGGAACAGAAAUCCUCCAACCCCUACAGAAGAUCUACCAAACAGGCGGGAGAGCCGAGCACCCCCGACAGCUUUUUGUCUUCACGGAUGGAGAAGUCGGGAACACAAAGCAAGUGAUCAACGAAGUUCAGAAAAAUGCUCAGAAACACCGGUGUUUUACAUUCGGGAUCGGUGAAGGAGCCUCCACGUCUCUUAUUAAAGGCAUGGCCCGGGCUGGAAGUGGAACCUUUGAAUUUAUCACCGGCAAAGACCGCAUGCAACCCAAGGUUCUUCGGGCACUCAAAUGCUCCUUACAGCCCACUGUGAAGGACGUCUCUCUCACAUGGACCCUUCCUUCUGGUGUGGAAGCCAUCGUCUUGUCCCAAGUGCCCAAUGCCAUCUUCCAGGGUCAAAGAUCUAUUGUCUACGCUCAGCUGAAGGGAAAGGUGGAGAGUGAAGUGGAAGGUGAGGUCUGCCUGCAGUACAAGUUUAAAGAUGAAAUCGUAAAGAACGAUCUUCGUUUCCCACUGAAGGUGCAGAAUGCAGAAAGCCCCACCAUCCACAGACUGGCAGCCAAAACUCUGAUCUCUGAGCUUGAGCAUGGAACAGAGACUCAGUCUGAAGAAGUCAAGAAGAAGAUCUUGGAGACCAGUCUGCAGUCUGGUGUUGUCUCCUCUCUCACAGCCUAUGUAGCCGUCAACAAGGACAGCAAGACACGUGUGGAGGGUCCUGCUGUGCGCAGGGAUGUCCCAGCUCCAGGUAUGUCGUUUUCACAUUUCAAUGCAGCAGAUCGAUCCUUAACUCCACUAACAACGUCUGUCUAUCUUAGAGAAGGCAACAAAUAG